This is a messenger RNA of Closterium sp. Yama58-4, 3039 nucleotides long. Lineage: Eukaryota; Viridiplantae; Streptophyta; Zygnematophyceae; Desmidiales; Closteriaceae. The record is from the annotation of a GenBank genome assembly.
AUGGCCAAACGGUUUGACCUAGAUGGCAAGGAGAUCGCACCUAUUAGGAUGUGUAUUAUAGGAGCAGCCGGUUUCAUUGGAUCGCACCUAUGCGAGGCUUUGAUGUGGGAAACCAACCAUGUAGUGGUGGCAGUUGACAUGUACAAUGACAAGAUCGAGCACCUGCUGGGUGAUUCUCAUCCAUGGAGCGGUCGGAUGGAGUUUCACCAGUUUAACAUCAGCAAUGAUCCGCGUCUUGAAGGCAUUAUCAAGUCAUGUGACUUGACGAUUAAUCUGGCUGCCAUCUGUACUCCAGCGGAUUACAACACCAGGCCGCUGGAUACUAUCUACAGCAACUUCGUCGAUGCUCUCCCCGUGGCCAAGUUCUGCUCAGAUUUCAAAAGAAGACUGAUUCAUUUCUCCACCUGUGAGGUCUAUGGCAAGACGGUUGGAGCCUUUUUGCCUCCUGACAGCAUUAUGCGCAAUGAUCCCCAGUAUUAUGUGCUGAAAGAAGACGAAACGCCUUGCAUUUUCGGGCCUGUGCAAAAGCAACGGUGGUCAUACGCUUGUGCGAAGCAGCUCAUUGAAAGGGUCAUCUAUGCUGAGGGGGCUGAAAAUGAUCUCAAAUUCACCAUCGUCCGCCCGUUCAACUGGAUUGGUCCCCGUAUGGAUUUUAUCCCUGGAAUUGAUGGCCCCAAGGAUGGCGUGCCUCGCGUUCUUGCUUGCUUCAGCAAUCAACUUUUGCGCGGAGAACCCCUUAAGCUGGUUGACGGUGGCAAGUCACAACGCACCUUUGUGUACAUCAAGGAUGCAAUCCGCGCCGUGAUGCUUAUGAUUGAGAACCCAGAGCGGGCAAAUGGGCACAUAUUUAAUGUCGGGAACCCCAAGAACGAGGCUUCUGUUCGUGAACUGGCAACGAUGAUGACGAGGAUCUAUUGCAAAGUGAGCAAGCAAGCAGAGCCUGCAACACCCACAGUCGAUGUUACAUCAAGUGAUUUCUAUGGAAAGGGCUAUGAUGAUAGUGACCGGCGGAUUCCAGACAUGACGCUUAUUCAGCAGCAGCUGGGUUGGGAGCCAGAGACUUCCUUGGAAGAGUUGUUGGAUGUGACCUUGACAUACCAGUACAGCACAUAUGCUGAGGCUAUCCGGCGAGAGCGGAUAAGAUCCCGAUUGAGUGGAUGCUGUUUAUUGCAUGCGGAGGCAGCAUACUGGGCGAACAUGGUUAACAGAAAGGCGUCCCUAGGGGGUCACCUACAGCCCAUGCUGAAGGAUUUCCACCACAUGCGCAUGCGCGUGCUCAUUCCCACGUACCCGUGCCCCUAUGAGGAGAGGGUGGGAGCGUGGGGCGUGGGAGGGAAGUGGGUGUGUUUAAUUCCAACAGCCGUUCAAGCCAAGCCCAUAGUCUACAGUGUGGGCAGUGAUGAGGAGAGCUCUUUUGAAGAGGCCAUGUUCCGCCACUACCGCUCGCAGCCCUACACGCUCGACCCAUUCCUCUCCUCGCAAGCCCAGGCGCGCAUGCAGCUGCUGCGCUUCCUGCACUUCCACCCAGUGGGCCUCUCAGGAAGGGCAUCGUUAGGCGACUACCAGAAGUGGAACCCGAACGUGACUUUCCGCACUCUGCCUGAGCUGAUGCAGGAUCUCAACCAUACAUACAUCGACAUUCUGAAGCUCAGCUGUGGGGGGUGUGAGGAGGAGGUGAUAUUCGAUGUGUUUGAGGGCAAUGUGAAUGGGACAGCAGCAGAGGGAGUGGGAAGGGGCAUGCUGGAGAAGAGGGUGAGUCAGUUCCGUGGAGGAGUGAGGAACUAUGAGGAGGGGAGAGAAGAUGCAGUGGACCCAUCCGUUGGUGCUCGGCUGGCCAUCAAUGGAGGGAAGCUUCCUUUCGGUCAACUCAUUGUCGACUUUCAUGAGGCCGAUGAGCCUCAAGAGCUUCUUUCCUUGGUUUAUUCUUUGGAAACACUUGGAUAUCGGAUUUGCGCAAAACUCAUGCUGGAAUCUGAGCUGCAUGGCUUCUCAUCUGGAUGCCGAACGACGUUGGAUUCCAAGCUCCUGAAAGCUUCAUUGUCCAUCGGCUGGAGCAGCGGCGGAGGCUCGGCAGCGUCGCUUCCGUACCAGCCACCCAGCCUCGGAUGGGCUGCGUUUCUGUUUCCCAGCAUGAGCGGCAUUGACGCGGCUAUCUGCCGUGCAGAGGAGAAUUACUGGGAGAACCUUGUGCUGAGACGGAAGGCGUGCAAUGGAACGCUAUUCCCACCACCUGCACAGUACACACCUGUCCUGAUGAAGACCGUUGUGCUCAUCCCCACGUACCCGUGCCCGGCGAACGAGCGCAUUGGGCAGUGGGGGGACGGCGGAAAGUGGACUUGCCUUCUGCCAGGCGCCAUUCAGAAGGACCCUGUCGUGUACAGCAUUGGCAGUCGCGGGCGGUACUCAUUCGAAGACUCCAUUCACAAGUUCCUGCGCGUGCAGCCCCACACGUUCGACCCCUUCCUCACUCCCGAAACCGCCGCCUCCAUGCAAAACCUCUCCUCCCUCCAUUUCCACCCCAUCGGCCUCUCCGCAAACUCCUCCCUCCAAAAUUACCACAAGAAAUUCCCUGAAAUGCAGUUCCUAACUCUGGGCGGGAUUAUGGAUAUGUUGAAUCAUUCGUAUGUGGAUGUGUUCAAGAUUGACUGCGAGGGGUGCGAGGAGGCGGUAAUUACGGAGAUAGGAGAGGCGAAUGGGUACACGGCAUCGCAGCUGAGUGUGCACGGGGGGACGUUACCGUUCGGGCAGAUCUUGGUCGAGUUUCACCAAAUGCACCACCCCCAGGUCAUCCUACCACUCAUUUACACUUUGGAGAGGCUUGGGUAUCGCAUGUUCAGCAUCGAAUUCAACCAACAGUGCUUGAAAUGCUGUGAGAUGAGCUUUAUUCACGAGAGCCUCGUGCGGCCAGGCAGUGACAAAGACUGCCGCCCGUUUCUGUCUUCAGAAGUGUUUGUAAACAAGGAUGAUGCAGAUGCUGUGAUGCAGGAGAAGAUGGGUUCAGCAGGAGGUGACCUGGAGGAACCGGGUAGAGGAGGUUAA